Messenger RNA from Sycon ciliatum, 2728 nucleotides. RefSeq names its product cation-dependent mannose-6-phosphate receptor-like. The coding region runs from base 252 to 752 and encodes 166 amino acids. The record is from RefSeq and is a predicted model, not a curated record. Gene Ontology annotation, cellular component: trans-Golgi network. Gene Ontology annotation, biological process: protein targeting to lysosome. NCBI's taxonomy places the organism in Eukaryota, Metazoa, Porifera, Calcarea, Leucosolenida, Sycettidae. The transcript is spliced from 6 exons.
AGGCGCUUGUCGUCCCACGCAGUGCAGUCAGUGUUUAUUUGGUUUGAUUACAGUGGAUAAUGGAACAGGAAGGUUGUGUGGUGUUUGAGCUAGUCAUUUUAUAGCGUUUUGUCAAGAGCUCGUGCUAGUUCUGCGGGGAAGUGAAGACUCCUUGCGGCCAUCACCGGACCGCGGAGUUGGAGGAGCCACUAUCAAUUGCCAGCUGCAUUGUGCAGCAUCGGCAGAUGAUUAUGCUGAGCUGACUUACUACUAUGGUGAUAAUUAUGUACAAUAGUCACUCCAAGAAUACUCACCGCACCGCGCGCAUCAUGUUCGUGUGUGAUCUAUGUGCUGGCAAGGGAUAUCCCGAAGUGGUUGAAGAGUAUGCUACUGACUCGAGCACGACAGAGAAUCAGCACUGCUUCUAUCUGUUCGAGUGGGCCACCUCGAAUGUCUGUAACAAGGCUGCCGCCGGUCGACUCAUUGUCUGCAAGCCCACAGGCCUUGGAGCAGGCAGCAUCUUCUUGAUUGUGCUGCUGAGCGUGGGUGUUGCCUACGUUAUCCUCGGUUUUAUCUUCAACCGCUUUGUUCGUGGAGCUAAGGGCAAUGAGCAGUUUCCUAACUACUCGUUCUGGAUCACGUGUGGAGACCGCAUAUCUGACGGCUGCGAUGUCUUGUGUCGGAGUAAGCCACCUUCCAUUCAAAUGAAAUAUAUUCCAUCGGUUGGUCGUGGUGACCAUCAACUGGACCUAUCAGAAGAUGAGCUGGCGUAGUGCAAGCAGCUGUAUGAUGAUUCCCGUCUGUGUGCGUGUGUGCGUGUGUAUGUGUGUAUGUGCACGCUUGCCACCACUACCACCAUUAUCGGCAACAUAUCACCACUAUCGCUUCUGCUGUUACAACCUUGCUGCAUCGCCUGUGUUUCGCCCAGCGCCACAUUGCCUGCUAGCUUAGUGGCUAUGCUAUGUUGGUGUUUGUUGUGGUCUUGUGCAAGUGCUUCACCGCCACCGCCACCACCACCAUGGCUGUGUGUGUGUGCGUGUGUGCGUGUGUGUGUGUGUGUGUGUGCGUGCGUGGGUGUGUGUGUGUGUGUGUGUGUGUGUGUGUGUGUGUGUGUGUGUGUGUGUGUGUGUGUGUGUGUAUAUCCGCCAUGCAAUAGCUCACCAUCUGCCGAGUGGUGACGUUGCACCGCCUAGCAGCAGGAUCAGCAGCAGCACCACUGGGCCAGGUGAUGGUGAACACCAGCUCAAUGCUGAGCUUUCAGCGCUUGCCCCCCCCCCCCCCCCACUACUACCGGUAUCCACGCUAGUACUGCUGCUGCUGCCUUUGGUUUCAAUGGUUACUGUCGCCAUUGCUGCUGCUUCUGUUGCCGUUGAAGUUGUGAACGAUGUGAGCUUCAUCUUUUCUUCCUUUUUUUCUUUUUAAAUCAUGCACUAUUUAUAAAAAUGUGUUGAGUCAGUAAUGGUCACGCAUACACCGUACAAUUAUAAUAAUUCAUCCGUUUCCAAGAAGUAUACAAUACAAUUACGCCGGGCAAGACUUUGUCCCCCUUUCAAGUAUCCUGCACGCCUGCUCCAUCUCCCGCCGUUGAUUGGUUGCCCGCUCCUGUGAAGGUCUCUGUCAUAGUCUACACCCUGUGUAGUAUGAAGGGAGACACAUUACUAGAUGUCUGCUACUAGUCACUGCUAGCCACUGCUAGUGCUAGUCUGCUCACACUGCAUCCCGGUUGGGAGCAGGAGCAGGUGCAGCGUGUGAAUGUAUGUGACUUUUUUAAGUUUGCUUGACUUUACUUGGCGCAUUCGAACAGAAUUGCAGCACCCAGGCCUGCAGUCUGCUCGGAUCUUUUCCUCGUCUUUCCCGCUGCUUCUCUCGUUUAUUGGCCAAUUUUGUUUAGGAUACAAUGGCAUCACCCUGAUCCUCCCCCUGUCCGCUGGGUUGUGCCACGGCACAUUGCUGUACUGGUACAUUGCUGUACUGGCGCAUUGCUGUACUGGCACAUUGCUGUACUGGUACAUUGCUGUACUGGUACAUUGCUGUACUGGUACAUUGCUGUACUGGUACAUUGCUGUACUGGCACAUUGCUGUACUGGCACAUUGCUGUACUGGUACAUUGCUGUACUGGCACAUUGCUGUACUGGCACAUUGCUGUACUGGUACAUUGCUGUACUGGCACAUUGCUGUACUGGCGGGUACAUUGCUGUACUGGUACAUUGUUGUACUGGUACAUUGCUGUACUGAUACAUUGCUGUACUGGUACAUUGCUGUACUGGUACAUUGCUGUACUGGUACAUUGCUGUACUGGUACAUUGCUGUACUGGUACAAUGCUGUACUGGCACAUUGCUGUACUGGUACAUUGCUGUACUGGCACAUUGCUGUACUGGUACAUUGCUGUUCUGGCGGGUACAUUGCUGUACUGGUACAUUGCUGUACUGGUACAUUGCUGUACCGGUACAUUGCUGUACUGGUACAUUGCUGUACUGGUACAAUGCUGUACUGGUACAUUGCCGCACUGGUACAUUGCUGUACAUGCACUGUUACAUUGCUGUACUGGUUCGUUCUCUUCUUUUUCUCCUUUCUCUGACACCAGGCCAUGGAGGCAUCAUGUCGCCACUGUCACUGGUUUUCAGAUACAAUGUUCUCUUGGUAGUAUCCUAUACUCGGUACCCAGUACCCGGUACAUACAGGCAGCCAUGGCUCUUUGUCUUUUCCUUUGUUUUUGUUAGUUUUGAAGUGAAUACUUUAGAUUAUUAA